Molecule: messenger RNA, 4081 nt
Organism: Oryzias latipes (Japanese medaka)
Lineage: Eukaryota; Metazoa; Chordata; Actinopteri; Beloniformes; Adrianichthyidae
Gene: ttpa
Product: tocopherol (alpha) transfer protein
Biological process (GO): vitamin transport; vitamin E metabolic process
Cellular component (GO): late endosome; membrane
Molecular function (GO): lipid transfer activity; vitamin E binding; phosphatidylinositol bisphosphate binding
Source: RefSeq, a predicted model, not a curated record
GGAAGCUUGCAGCCGGGGACCAGUCCCAGGUGAGCGUUGACGUCAUUCACGGCUCCCCCCGCCUCCCCCCUAAAGGCUUCAUAUCCCCCCCGCUGCCGCGCGGAGCGCCGUGAAGUGCUCCGCGCGCGUCAUGAACGGAGCCGAGCUCAGCGAGCUCCCGGACGAGUCGGAGCAGCUGCGGGCGUUCGUGUCCCGCCUGAGGCAGGCAGCGGAUGAGGCCGGCGGGGGCCCCGCCGGACCCCCCCUCUCAGAUGGCUUCCUCCUCAAGUUCCUGCGCGCCAGAGAUUUUGACGUGGAGCUGUCCCUGAAGCUCCUGCUGAACUACCUACGAUGGCGGAGGGACAGUCCUGAGAUCAGCAGCUGCCUGUCUCCCUCGUCCGUGCUCGGCCUCCUCCACAUGUCCUACCACGCCGUCCUCCCCCAGCGGGACCACGCCGGCAGCAGGGUGCUCAUCUACAGGAUCGGUCAAUGGAACACGAAAGACUGGUCUCCUUAUCAGGUGUUCCGGGUCAGCCUGAUGACAUCUGAGAUCAUCUCCAUGGAGACAGAAACACAGAGGCGGGGCUUGAAGGCAAUAUUUGACCUGCAGGGGUGGAGCUUAGGACACGCCCUUCAAAUUAACCCAUCCCUUGCGAAAAAGAUUUCCUGUGUUUUGUCGGACUCGUUUCCACUGAAAGUUCGGGGAAUUCAUCUGGUCAAUGAGCCCAGGUUCUUCCGGCCAGUCUUUGCGAUGAUCCGCCCCUUCCUGCCCGAAAAGAUCAAGCAGAGGUGUCUCCUGCUGCAGAUCCACAUGCAUGGCGCUGACUUCCACAGCGACUUGAGGCACUUCUUUCAUCCACACGUCCUGCCUCCAGAGUACGGAGGACACGGACCGGGAAUAGACGAGGCUUGUCAGGACUGGACCAACCAGCUGCUCCACUUUGAGCACAUCCUGUCACAGAUCGCUGCACACCCAACAGGUGACAUUUGCUCAUGUCCAGAUGAACCCUUGAUCAGAAAGGAGGUCCAUUCUGAAUGAACCCCUCUGCAAAACGAGCCUUCAUGGUGACGGGGAAACUUUCCCUGUCUGCUGGAGCUGCAGGCCGUCUCUCCAUGUCGGCUUUAUGUCAGAGCAGCAUGACUGACACAAAAAAGCUGCUCCCUCCUGCUUAUUUCAAAUCGGACCGAAGGAUAAGGAUGGAUUCGCUAAAAGUACGGAAGCCCCUUUAGAUUUUUCCAGGGAGUAACCGUGUUCCUGGAGGCUCCCUGCUGAUGUUCAGCCUGAGCUCCACCACAAAGCGGUGCUGGAAGGACAGCUUCUAUCUUCACCACAGUUACACAUAUCCAUGAACAGUCCACAGCUGAACGCUGGAACACCGCAAGGCCCUCCAAACCUUUGAGGAAGGUUUGACACCUUCAUGAAAGGGAUGAACGCCAAGAAGCAAUGUGUGUUUCUGUGUUUGUUCAGCUCACAACUGAUGAGCGAUGAAAGAAACAUCACAGCAAACAUGAAUCAUUAGGAUUCUAAUUAUUCAAAAAAGUAAAUACUGCAAGAGCCUAACUCAGUUUAUUUCCAAAAAGCCUGAAAAAGAAUAAGAAUUGUCACUAAAAACUCAUGGAGAGGAGAAGGCCGUGUCACACAGCCACUACGUACAUUUUGUGUGUAAUGGAUGAUGUUGGUCAUACGUGAAUAUACGUGGAAAAAGUGAGAAAAGUUUUGGUCUUCACGUAAAAUUUUCACAGAUGUAUUACAAAUGAACCACAUCAAAACCAUGAAAGAAGUACGAAUAAACCACGGACAGAACAAUCAACCUAAAAGUCAAAUCUGGCGGAAAAUGUGUGUGUCAGUUACGUAAUUUUAAGAUAUGUACGCCGAAUUUACGUUCUAAAAGUUAUACUUUGGUGACACAUGAAAAGUCUGUUAGACUAUUUGUGGAAAGCCACAAAUUCGUGUAUGCCUCUCAAAGAAAUCUGGCAUAAUUGCGUAAGAUUUACAUAAUAAUUGCAUAUAAACUACAUAAAAUACUCAUAAACUGCGUCAUUUUCAACCGACCGAAAAUUUUAAAACAGCUUAAAACCAAAUUCACGUAAAGACCCGUCGGCCGAAACCCUUGAGGGUCAUCUGUACACAUCCACCAACGACGAACGCAAGAACUACUAUUGAGUCACGGAAAUCACACACGAAUCAGGAAAGACCGAAAGUUCAUACGUGGAAAAUGUACGUAGAGGCUGUGUGACACGGCCUUGAAGCAGCGUGUUAGGAACUCCUGCUCCUCUGUCGUAAAGCUUCUGCUUGAGGUGUUUCUCCUUAAAGUUAGGAGAAAAUGAGUGAACAGGGAGGUUUGCAGUGUUCAGAGUUUCUCUACUUCCGUUCAGCUUCAGUUCAAUGAUGCAAAAGUCAUUCGGCUUCAUGCUCCGUUCCUCUGACAGUCCAGAUGCUGCAGCAGCGCCCUCAAACACCCAGCGGCCUGAAGAGCCUCGCCGCUCAUCUCACUGGAACAGAGGCCACCAUUCUGCAAGUGUGCACAUGCUCAGUCUGACCCAACCCUCAAGCACAGGAGCAGCUGGUGCUACAGGAACUUUGGCAGAGAUGAGACCAACUAUUUAAAAGGAAAACAAAACUGUAAUCUGACUGGAUACAGGCUGAAGGGACCAAAACCGGAGCUGUUCCCAAAAAUGUGACAUUAUCCUGUUCCUAAAAACAUGUGCAAACCUCACAUGGUCUUAUCCUAAAGCCUUAGCCCAAGAAGUCUGGAGGAUUUCACAAAAAAGACGGCUGGAGGAGGUAACCUGCAUGGAAAAGUAUCAGUGCUGUUUGAAAUUGAAGCUUCACCUCAUCCAGGGAAAGGUGGUGUCGGCCAUUUAUGUGCAGAAGUAAACAUUUAUUCAUGUUCAAGCUUUUAUUGUCAAAUGUCCGUGGUGUGUGACUUUACAGCCCUCAGUGAAUGCCAGCAAAGAAGGAGAAAAAGCAGAAGAUAUUACGGUAAAAAUCAAAUGAUGCAAACUAUACAGUAUAGAAUAUUAACUAUGCAGUAAUAAACAGGACAGCUGUAGUUCCUGAAGAAGAACAUUCAGGUUCAUGCACAUGCUGGUGCAGUUCACCUAGCUUUGAACAGCUGCUGAGGAACAUCUGGAUGCAGAAAGUAGAAGAAGGAUUCACAUGAACCCACCUCCACCUGCUGAAAAUGAGACACGUGCAGCUGUUUUUCCACUUCGUCCGUUUGAAAGGUUUCAUGAUGAUUCUAUGAUGGCUAACGUGGAGUUUCAGAAGGUAAACUGUAAUUAAACCAGCAGAAAUUGAAAAAGUAUUACUCACUGGUAAUAAAAAGUAGUUAUCCAGCCUUGAUAAUGAUAAUGAAAUUACAUUUAGUAAUUUUACUGGCUGAAUUUAACCAAAAUAAAUCUAAAUUUUCAGGAAUAAUUUUUCUGUUUCACAGUAAAUGCUUUUUUCUGGUAAAAAUGUUUGGUGCAAAAAGAGAAUGAAAAAAGUCCACUGAUGAGUAAACUCAUUGUAGCUCAGGAGGAACAGUUGGUCUUCAUCACCAAACUAAGACAUUCAUGCGAGGAAGCUCUGGGUUCUGAUCCAGACCGUCACCUUCAUAUAGAAUAUGCAGAUCAGAUUCACAGCCUUUCUCUCCUCAGACUCUAAACUAGAUCAGUACACGAAUGUUUCCUCUUAUUAUCAACAUGAACUUGUUGUUUAUGGAUUAUAACAGUCUGUGCAGCUUCAAGUCUUCAUCAGGGUCAGAAGUGACUAGUAGCUAGUUACUUUGAAAAAAGUAACUUUGUGAAUAAACUGUUCUGCAGUGUUCUCCAUGCACCACACUCAAGUACAACUGUAAAGAACAAAUGAAUGUUUUUGUCACAUCAGUGAGCAGAAAAACUGUGACAGUCUUUUUUUUAUUCCUGUCCGUCUUUGAUUUUUUGUUGAGAGUAAAAUUUGCCAAAAAAGUACUCCUUCUUGGGUACGAGCCUCCUAAAGCCUCUUCUGUUUCCAAACUGAACUUCAACUGUGACUUUCAGAGAAAUGAAUUCUAACAAAUAUUUGAUGUCUUUUAUAUUUGUGUAUUUUCUGUACAAUAAACCACUGAUUCAUCCAGAA